Drosophila ananassae is the source of this 870-nucleotide messenger RNA. RefSeq names its product phosphatidylinositide phosphatase SAC2. The record is from RefSeq and is a predicted model, not a curated record. Lineage: Eukaryota; Metazoa; Arthropoda; Insecta; Diptera; Drosophilidae. The coding region runs from base 16 to 870 and encodes 284 amino acids. The transcript is spliced from 4 exons.
CUCGAAUCCGUCGUCAUGACCAGUUAUUAUUUGGCUCGCUUUAAGGACUCGUAUCGGCAGGCCACCAUCGAUCUGAUGUUGGGCAAUCAGGUCUCCUCGGAAUUGCUCACUGCUCUGGGUGGUCAAGCGGCGCCGGAUGAGAACGAUGCAUCCGAAAACGCUGAACACGCCAAGAUGCUUGUGGAGGACUGCCGUCGUCUGCUACUGGGAUCCGCUCAGUAUCCAGUCGGUACUUGGGGCCUCAUCGACGCUGAUCCAAGCUCGGGAAAUGCCAACGAAACCGAGGUGGAUUCUAUACUGCUGCUCACCGAUGACUGCUACAUUGUGGCCGAGUACGACUCGCAUCUGGAUAAGAUCGUUCGUUUUGAGAAGGUGUACCUAUCUCUGGUGCGUCUUAUAGAGCUGGGCAUGCACCAGCAGCCGAAGAUAUUCCAGGGAUCAGCACCGGCCCAUCUGUGUCUGCGAAUAAACUAUAUAGUCGACGAGCAGGAGGGCUAUUUUCGCAUGUUCCGCUCCGCCAACUUGCGCUUCUUCAAUAACGUUGCCUAUGUAAUCAAGAUGCAGGAGGAGCUCACCGAGUCAAUGACAUCCAUUGUGGAUAUGUUCCGCAUUGCUCUGGAUAAUGCUGGAAAUACGGAUGUACGGAUUGUCACUGGCGGAGUGCUUCAGCGAAGGAAAAGCAAGGUGCCCAACCUUGAUGUACCCAGAGGCAUGCCGCGAAACCGUUCCGAAUCUCAGUUGGUGCAACUCAGCUCUAAGGCUUUGUCAAACGUAGCCGGGCAGUUCUCUAAACUGGGCCAGAGUUUUAAGAAGCCCUCGAGCUACCAUUUAAAUAUCUUUAAAUAUACGUUUUUGAUCGAGUUGUGGUAG